AUGCACAAAAGACUGCCGUGGAGUCGAGGCGGCGCGUGUUGCAGGCGAAGAAAACGGGUCACCGGCAGUGGGUGGUGGUGUGGUGUUGAGGCCCGUCGGGUGUCACCUGUGCAUGAGGUGAGUGAGGCGCAUGCGGCAGCAACAGCGGGCGGCAGCAGCAGAGCAGCAAGCUCUCUCACUCUCGCCUAG
Messenger RNA from Purpureocillium lilacinum, 189 nucleotides. Lineage: Eukaryota; Fungi; Ascomycota; Sordariomycetes; Hypocreales; Ophiocordycipitaceae. The record is from RefSeq and is a predicted model, not a curated record.